UAGAAUGUUAUCUGUAAAACGGUCUUAUUGACAACAAAAAUAAAAACAAAUAUUGAUCCGAUUUGUAAUCCAUAUUUUAAAGAUUGAAGAAAGGAUUUGUCUUUCCAAGUUCUUGUCGUAUUUCAUUGAUUGUAAAUUUCAAACUAAUAGAGAAAAGAAACAUUAUCACUAAAGGAACCAAAAAUCUGUUUAAAUGGACGAAUUUGGUCUUACCGUUGAAGAAUUUAUAAACGCAAUAAAAGACUUUAAAAAUGUAUCAGACCAAAUUAACGACGGAUGGCGGUUCUAUGAAAACGAAAAUGAGAUACAUAAAUCGUAUCUUAAAAAGGAAUCCUUUACUAAUUUUGAUUUACAAGGCGAAAUAACUCUUUGUAAAGUGGAAUACAAUAUUUUCUACAACAUCAGCUAUGCAGUUCCUUCUUUUAGUUUUAAUGUUUGGAGGUCGAACGGGACCUUGCUAACUCUUGAAGAAAUUAGACAACUGUCCUUCAUACAUAUAAAGCGCGAGGAUUUCUACUCAGUUAUAACCCAAAAUGAGCAUCCUCUGUUUGGCCGACCAUACUUCAUCAUGCAUCCUUGUCACACCGCCAAGCUUCUGGCGCAAUUCAAGCUCAACUCAAGAAAUAUUAUUGUAACAUUCCUAAGUCUCAUUACGCCAUUAUUGAAACUAGAAUUGCCAUUAGAAUAUGGCCUUUAAAAAUAUUUAAACAAAUAUUGCAAUGUUAAAAUUUUUAUUCCGCUUUGAAGUAGUGAGUUUUCAUUCUAAUAAGUAUAACCUUUUUAUGCUUGUAAUUUAAGAAUGGGUGAAAACCAAGUGUUUGUGACUUAACACAUUAAGUGCACCAAAUCUGGUGAGUACACUUUUGUACAAGAAAAAUAUAGCAUGGAAUGUGUUAAGAGUGAUUGAGAUCUAGUCAUUGUAUUGAGCUGUAAAACUGUUAAGGAGAGAGAAGAAAUAACUAAUUCUUUGAGGCAAAAAUAUUUAUCAAACUAGCCAAAGCAGUUAGUACUUAUUAUGUAUUUUAUCUUUACUGUAAUGUUUAAUCUGUAUGCUUCUUUUAUAUUUAAAAAUAUACCAGAAUUGGUAACUAAUAAAAUACAUUUAGCUUGAUAUUACUGUUUAAAAAAUAUACUCCAUUCAUGCAAUACUCUAUUGGAAAAGCAAGAAGUUUUUAUUUUGUUAUUAUGUGUCAGCAUUAUGGUAACUGUAAUUUAUAACUUCUGGUUACCUCUUUGCUGUGCAGCAUUAUCUAUGUAGAUGUAGGAAAUGCUUAGUUUCGUGCUCAAAUCUCGUUGAUUUAUUUAUAUUUUCUUGUAUGAUCCAAUUUUAUAAAUUAAUAAAUGUUAUUAAAUUUAUUGAAUUGA
Molecule: messenger RNA, 1365 nt
Organism: Papilio polytes (common Mormon)
Lineage: Eukaryota; Metazoa; Arthropoda; Insecta; Lepidoptera; Papilionidae
Gene: Atg10
Product: ubiquitin-like-conjugating enzyme ATG10
Exons: 2
Coding region: 194-697 (167 amino acids)
Biological process (GO): macroautophagy; protein modification by small protein conjugation; protein lipidation
Cellular component (GO): intracellular anatomical structure
Molecular function (GO): Atg12 transferase activity
Source: RefSeq, a predicted model, not a curated record